AUGAUUAUAGGAUCCUUUAAUAUUAGGGGUGGAGGCAAUUUGAUAAAGAGAAAGAGGAUUGCUCAAAUUGUGAAGAACGGGAAGGCAGAUUUUUUCUUGAUUCAAGAAUCAAAACUGGAAUCUGUUGAGGAGGGUAUUGUCAAAAGUUUGUGGCCUAAUGAGAAGGUGGGGUGGUCUUUUUCGGGUUCCUCUGGAGCUGCUGGAGGUCUGAUCAUCAUGUGGAAGGAAGGUGAGUGCGAGGUGCUGUUUUCUUUUAGAGGGGAGGGUUUCCUAGGGAUCAAAGCUAUUCACAAGGGAUUUCCUUUUUUCAUUGUGAAUGUUUAUUCUCCCUGUUCUCUUCAAUCCAAAAGGAAAUUGUGGAAGGAUCUGUUACAAUGUAAAUCUGAUUUUUCUGAUGGGGAGUGGUGCAUAGCUGGGGAUUUUAAUGUUGUGGUGAGUAAGAGGGAGAGAUGUGGGACAGGUUCUAGAAGUAGGAUGUCGGAGAUGAAGGAUUUCGCUGAGUUCAUUCGUAGUUCCAAUCUUAUCGACGUGCAAUGCAAAGGGAAGAGGUUCAGUUGGUUCGGUGGAGAUGGGCGUUCCAUGAGUAGAUUAGAUAGAGUUAACGAUUGCUGGUUCGAGGACUCUUCUUUUUUGCCGUUUGUGGAAAAGGUGUGGAGGAGCAUUAAGGUCGAGGGCAGGAGCGAUUAUAUUUUGAAAGAAAAGUUGAGAAUCUUGAAAUCAAGUCUUCGGAUGUGGAAUGAGGAGCAGUUUGGUAAAUUUGAUCUGGGGAUCAGGGAGGAUAUUCAGAAGAUUAACUUAGCUGACACUCUGCUCAUAUCUUGUCAAGAGGACAUGGUUAAGGAGGUGGUGGUUGAGAGAAGCGUAGCGACGAGUGAGUUAUGGAAGAAGAUGUAUGUCAAAGAGAAUCUGCUGAGGCAAAAAAGCAGGCUGAAGUGGGACAAUUUUGGUGACUCAAACAGCAAGUACUUCCAUAGUUGUUUGAAGGAGAGGUCACUAAGAAAUAAUCUUAGUUCUAUAUUAGUGGAGAAUCGUCUGCUGGUUUCUGUCGAGGACGUGAAGGAGGAAGCUAGAAGAUUUUUUUCUCAGCUCUAUUCAGAAACUGAUGUUGAAGGAUAG
Messenger RNA from Vicia villosa (hairy vetch), 1116 nucleotides. RefSeq lists its product as uncharacterized. The transcript is spliced from 2 exons. Lineage: Eukaryota; Viridiplantae; Streptophyta; Magnoliopsida; Fabales; Fabaceae. Gene Ontology annotation, molecular function: catalytic activity. The record is from RefSeq and is a predicted model, not a curated record. The coding region runs from base 1 to 1116 and encodes 371 amino acids.